This is a messenger RNA of Fulvia fulva, 2343 nucleotides long. RefSeq lists its product as uncharacterized. The transcript is spliced from 2 exons. The coding region runs from base 1 to 2343 and encodes 780 amino acids. The record is from RefSeq and is a predicted model, not a curated record. NCBI's taxonomy places the organism in Eukaryota, Fungi, Ascomycota, Dothideomycetes, Mycosphaerellales, Mycosphaerellaceae.
AUGGCGCGUCGGUCCUCUGCUCGUCUGCGCGACAGAUCCACGACACCCAAGCGUGUCUCGCUCUCCCACGAUGCGCCGUCCACCACUCGCACUCCGCGUACCGUCCCAACCAAGCUCACAUCGGUCGAGGAGAACGAUGAGAUGCCAGGCGCAUUCCCUCGUUCCGUCUCUCCAGGUCUCGAUACCACGACUCCCACCAAAGCGACCCCGAUCAAGCCCAGUGAGAAGGAGAUGCACCCACAACUGCACCAUCAGUCAACGGCCAAGCCACGAGACGAAGCUCGACAUCUUGGUUUCUCCUCCAUGGCACCAUACACCGAGCCAGCAAAGAAGAGCAAGAUUGGAAAUCUGCAAGGAACGCCCACCAGGACACGCGACGUUGAGGCGGAUGUCAAGUCGCCCAGCUUCCAGUUCACGUUUCGCCGCGAGCACUCUCUUGAGCUGAGUCCUGAGGCAAAGAAGUUGAUGUACGAGAAGCGCGAGGAGGCGGCUAGGAUCCGCGACCAGAUGAUGGCAGACGGGGAGCACACACAAUCUAUUGACGCAGCUCUGGCGGCGCGCAAAAUAGCGAAGCCUACGGGCAGAUACAGCUCGGCGCAUCUCAAGCAGUUCGAGAAGAUGGACUCGAUUGCCAAUCAUGCAUCGUCGUUUCGCGCAAAGCAGAUGGCACCGCCGGCCGCCACGCCGAAGAAGGACCAGCCUGUUACCGGUGCAUCUUUGAAGCGCAGCCCGUCGAAAGCUGGCCUUGACCAACCAAGUUCGACUCCUUCACGUCCGAACUCUCGAGAUGCAGCCAAGCCAUUGCCAGCACUUCCGGGUAGCCAGCUUCCUCGAUCAACUUCGGUUAAGGACUUGAAGAACGCCUCUCCAGCGAAGCGGAUCAAGCGUACAGACACCGACGAUGUGUCUACUACACGCCCUGCAUCGAGUCAUAGCGACAAGGCCCUCCCUUCUACGCCACAGUCCGCGAAGCAACCGGGCUACCCCGAUCUUUCACACUUGACCACUCCCACUCAGUCCUCUCUCGCGCGAGCUGCAAGCGUCGAGUCUACCAAGAUCACAAAGAUUCCGGCACCCUCCUUCACACCCGCGAAGGCUCCUCAGGCCUCUGUGCAGAAGCCUGCCGCUCAGCCCGAGCAGGAUACAGAAUAUCCCAGUCUCCUUGCACGUUCACCAUCGAAAGCAUCGCUGUUCCCGCGUUUCAAUGCCGAGAAGCACACCGAAAAGUCAGCGCAGCCUGCAAGCCCGCUGUUAUUGCGUUCGCCAGCUAAGCAGGCUAAUAUUCCGAAGAAGGCGAAUGAGGCUGCACAAGGUCAAGCUUCUUCGUCAAUCAAGGCCCCGUUCCUUUCCCGCUCGCCAGUAAAGGCCGCAGUUGCUAAGAACGCUGAGCCAGAGGCAGCUACUGGCAUCGAGAAGGCGCCCAAAGUGCCAUUCUUAGCCCGAUCUCCUUCCAAGUUACCAGUAUCAAACUUGGUGAGUGAGGAAACUGAAACACCUGGCAAAAGCAUGUCGAACAAGCUAUUGGGGCGAUUCAACCUGCUGCGGCAGUCACCAAUGAAGUCUAUCCUGCGCUCUCCUCAACGUCUUUACUCUGACGACCCUGCAAAGGUGGCUGCUGGCACACACAUGGCCACACCGCCGAAGCUCGUGAUGGAGAAGGGUAACAUGGAGUCAACGACUACUUCAAAGCGUGUCGACUUCAGUCCCUCCACCAAAGCUCGUCACGAGAAGGCCCAAAGCAGUACACCGUCCAAGACACCAUCUCCCUCGCCACAGCCAGAGCACACUGUGCAGGUACCAGUUGAGGCGGAAAAGCAGCUAUACCCUGAUUUGAGCGCCAGUCCUGGCCUACUCAGCCCGUCGCCUCAGAAGCGGCGGCAGACAUCCGGACCACAAGACUUCACCUUCCGGGCUGGAGACCAGGACAUCGUGUUCGGACGAUCGCCCAACGCAGCACCUACCAGCGGCAAGCGGCCUUCCACCAUUCGUAUGGUCUCGCAAGACAUCAACACUUCACCCAUCGCCACUACGGGCAGCAAGAAGCGCAAGUUUGAGUUUGAGAACAAGAAAGCCACAACGUCCCAAGAUGUUGACAUGAUGUCGGAGGAGAAGGAGAAUACUCCAGUCGCGGCGGACGAAGAGGAGCACCGACCUGCCAAGCGCGUGAAGUCUGGUGGCCAGGACAAGCCCGUCCCAGCGCCCACCGCCGCAAGUGCUGCUCGACGGACCACGCUCGGUGUCAAGCCGAAGGGUGCAAAGACGACUUCCAGUCCGGUCAAGCGUCCCAGCACAAUCAGCCAAGCUCGCCUGGCUGCACUAUCUCAGCCGAAGAAGCGAGGCUGA